UCCAUGUAAUUCUCAUUGAUUCUUUUCAGGCUUGUCUGCUUGAAAAAUGAAUAUCAUGAAUCUUGCAACAACAUUGUGCAGACGAGUUAACCUUAGAGAGUUGGUGACACAUGUACCUGUGUACAGUGGCCUAAAGGAUGCUUCUGGAGGAGGAUUGAGCUUCAUUAGCAGGCGCUGGGCCACGAAAAAGACUGCUGGAUCUACUAAGAAUGGCCGAGACUCAAAUCCCAAGAAUCUUGGAGUGAAGAAAUUUGGAGGGGAGAGGGUGAUACCUGGGAACAUCAUAGUUCGUCAGCGAGGCACUCGUUUCCAUCCUGGGAAUUACGUGGGGAUGGGAAAGGAUCACACUCUUUACGCUCUGAAAGAAGGGUGUGUCAAAUUUGAACGUCACAAGUUGAGUGGUCGCAAGUGGGUGCACAUUCAUCCCAAGGAAGGCCAUGUUCUUCACCCUAUCUACUCAAAUGCUGCUGCCUCUUAGAUUAAGACGGCUGCUUGAAGUCACAACAUGUUGAGAUUACCAUAGGACAUUGGUUGUAAUACUUGUGAGUUAAGCUUCUUCUUCUUCAUCUUUGUGAACCCUUACCAUAGAGCCUUUUGUUUAGACACUUACAGAGGGUUUUCUCAUGAUGUCUCAGUUCUGGAUGUGCAAAAUAUUGAAAUUAUAGUAGCUCAAUUUUGGUUUU
Messenger RNA from Telopea speciosissima, 683 nucleotides. RefSeq names its product 50S ribosomal protein L27-like. Gene Ontology annotation, biological process: translation. The coding region runs from base 47 to 478 and encodes 143 amino acids. The transcript is spliced from 3 exons. The record is from RefSeq and is a predicted model, not a curated record. Lineage: Eukaryota; Viridiplantae; Streptophyta; Magnoliopsida; Proteales; Proteaceae. Gene Ontology annotation, cellular component: ribosome. Gene Ontology annotation, molecular function: structural constituent of ribosome.